Molecule: messenger RNA, 1152 nt
Organism: Caenorhabditis elegans
Lineage: Eukaryota; Metazoa; Nematoda; Chromadorea; Rhabditida; Rhabditidae
Gene: srw-33
Product: G-protein coupled receptors family 1 profile domain-containing protein
Exons: 4
Coding region: 1-1137 (378 amino acids)
Biological process (GO): G protein-coupled receptor signaling pathway; signal transduction
Cellular component (GO): membrane
Molecular function (GO): G protein-coupled peptide receptor activity; G protein-coupled receptor activity
Source: RefSeq, marked reviewed
AUGAACUCUUCCAACGAUUUAUAUCCCGGUUUUAGUGACGAGGACAUCAAAUUUUGGACUGAAAUUGACGAACUCCUUGCGGUAUUGAGCAUUCUAUUUAACAUGCUCAGUUUUCUUAUUUCUAUAAUUGGAAUUUUACCAACUAUUUUUCAUAUUAUAGUUCUCAGCAGAAAAUCAAUGAGAACUUUAACGAUUAAUGCUUUUCUAUUAGGAAUUGGAAUCUGUGAUCUUGCUCGGAUGAUGUUUAUUAUUAUGGUUCUGGGGCCGCUAUAUACCGAACAUUUCAGCCAUUUGGAGCAUCCUGAGUGUAUGUCUCCAAAUUAUUAUUCCACAAUACUAUUCGCCUUAAUCAGCGGUUUCACUGGAAAGUUGGUGGAAUAUUUAUCCAUUUGGCUGGCGGUCGCAAUGGCAAUUAUCAGAAGCCUUGUUAUUAAAUAUCCGUUGAAUAGUAGAAUCAGUGACUUAAUUGAAUCAAAAUAUGGAAUACGAGUUUUGUUUCUUAUCACUCUACCAAUAAUCAUUUUAUCAAUUCCAAAAUACUUUCGUUAUUCAAUUCAACCUUUCGGAUCUCUCUGGGUCCCACCACAAAACUGCACCGAUUUUCCGAAAAACUACUUUCAAAUCCAAUAUACCUACGUAGAAACUCAUAUUUUCGAAAAAUCAACAGACUUUUUGACUGGAAUGGAAGGAGUGCUAUACGUUAUAAUACCAUCUAUUCUUCUGCCAAUUUCUACAUUAAUAUUGAUUUUUCAAUUGAGAAUAUCGCGGAAAAAGUCAGAAGCAUUGAGACACACAAGUAACAGCGGAGGGGAUCGUACCACCAAACUCGUGACAUUUAUGACAAUUUCAUUCACAAUUUCCACAGCUCCAUUUGGUAUUCUACACUUGGUGAAAGUUAUUGUUUCUGAAGCAAUAGGGUCUGAAGGAAUGAAUUUAAUAGUCGAUCGAAUUGCCUCACUAUUCCCUCUUAUUAUCACAAUCAACGGCGCCAUUCAUUUCUUUCUUUGCUACUUUUUAUCAUCACAAUAUCGGGACGCUGUUCGUGAAAUGUUUGGAAGAAAUAAAAAGAGUAAAAACUCAAUUUCACUUCAACAUCCUGCCAUGAGUACUGUGUCCACUUUUGUGAAAGUUGAAUAAAUUUGUAUUUGAGUA